Molecule: messenger RNA, 1005 nt
Organism: Puccinia triticina
Lineage: Eukaryota; Fungi; Basidiomycota; Pucciniomycetes; Pucciniales; Pucciniaceae
Exons: 1
Coding region: 1-1005 (334 amino acids)
Source: RefSeq, a predicted model, not a curated record
AUGUUUUCAUCAUUCAUCGACGAUCACAUGUUCCAGGAGGUGCCCCGAAACUCUUGUCAGCUGCAGUCAACUCCUCAAACCCGACCGAGACUGAGCAUCCCGAAUUCGAGCGCGCUGCCUUCGGGCAUCCUUGAUAUGUCAUUCAACCGACGUUCUUUGGAUUGGUCCGAACUCCAACUAUUUGCGCCACAUUCGUCUUUCGGACGCCAACAGACCACUUUUCCAUCCACGGACACGCAAUCGACUGGAGACAUCCAUAGCCAGCUUUCACAAUGGAAUUUUCCUUCUCGGCCGUCUGUCUCUCCGCGCUUGGUGCUGUGGGGCCCGUUCAACAAAAUUGAGCAAUAUCCUUCUGAACAGCUGGGCUUUCCUCCUCAAACAAGCCCUUCCACGGCUUCACACCUCCUGACCCCACCACCUCACGGCACCAAAGCUGCGAAACGCGGAAGGCAUGGCUAUUUGUCCUCGGCUUGCCCCUCAAUGCUCACCCCACCCAUGCCCACCAAGCGACCCCGGACGGCAGAAAAGGACGCCUACGAAUUUCCACCGCCACCGCGAUACACGACAUGUCAAAUUUCGGCCUAUCCUACUCCUUCGACCUCCCCCACCAGUCAAAGCACGGGGUUUUACGACAAUCAUCCCAUGGCUGAGGAAUCUCUUAAUAUAUCCCCCUUUUCAUCAAGUUUUGCAAGUUUCCCACCAGCCAUGUCAGUAGACUCCAAGGGGUCCUACUGCCAAUGCCCGACUCCCGAACACUCCGACUUUCCGCAUGCUCAGCUAUCGCAUUCUUCCUCAUCAACAUCUAACUAUGGCUACUAUCCUAAUUCACCCGUCUCCCCCACGACAGCGCUCUCAUCAUCGCCGUUCUCGUCAAACUCUUCAAAUUAUUCUUCCCCUCCUGCCAGCAGAUGUUAUCCGCUCAAUUUUCAUAACCCUCAACAUUCCGAUGUAUGGUCCCUCGAGUGGCAUCAGACUUUCAAUCAAUUCAGGUACCAAAACUGCUGA